Messenger RNA from Paramuricea clavata, 4166 nucleotides. NCBI's taxonomy places the organism in Eukaryota, Metazoa, Cnidaria, Anthozoa, Malacalcyonacea, Plexauridae. The record is from the annotation of a GenBank genome assembly.
AUGACGGAGGUAACGAAGGAAGCGUUAAACGAAGCGAAAAAGAAGCGGAGAUGUGCAAAAUCGAGUGUUACAAGGGCAGGAAAUGGUUUGGAUUAUUUAUUGAAAAAUGAGAGACCUAUACCGGAAGUUGAGGAAUCACUCGCUAAUUUGGAAGAUUUAUACAAGAAAUUGGUUGAAAAACACGACGAAUAUAUUCAGUUGGUGGAUGGCGAUGAAGAAUUUGCAAUUGAGGAAGAAUGGAUUGAAGAUUGUCAACAGAGGUUUAUGCAGAUAAGGAUCAGAACAAAGGAUUAUUUAAAGGUCAAGUCACAAGGUCAGUUUGAAAAUGAAACAAACCCAGAAACAGGUUUAGUGCCCAAUCAAACCGAGACAACUGUUAGUGACAAUGGGCAGCAAGAGCAUGACGGUUUCCCUGGGUCUGGUGAAGGCCCAUCCCACCAAGGUCAAUCCCCAACCCACGAAAGUCAACCCCCAACCCAUGAAGGUCAACCCCCAACCCAUGAAGGUCAACCCCCAUCCCACCAAGGUCAACCCCCAUCCCACCAAGGUCAACCCCCAACCCACCAAGGUCAACCCCUAUCCCACCAAGGUCAACCCCCAUCCCACCAAGGUCAACCCCCAUCUCACCAAGGUCAAACCCCAUCCCACCAAGGUCAACCCCCAACCCACCAAGGUCAACCCCCAUCCCACCAAGGUCAAACACCAUCCCACCAAGGUCAACCCCCAACCCACCAAGGUCAAGAACACAAUAGUUCAAGUGAGGGUGCCCAAAGUAUUUCAAAUGUUCAACCUGUUUGUGGUUUCAAAAUGGAGAAGCCAAAAAUGCCUCGAUUUAGUGGUGAUGUCAGAGAGUACAGUAUUUUUCGAGAUGACUUUAAGCAUGCUAUUGAAUCUAGAUACAGUAAACGAGAUGCAAUGACGUAUCUUCGUGCAUGCUUGCAGGGAAAACCCCUAGAGCUUAUCAAAGGAAUUGGUACAGAUUAUGAUGGUGCAUGGCAAUAUUUAGACUCAAUCUAUGGAGACCCCAGAUAUGUGUCGGACCAAGUAACCCAAGAUCUGUCAAAGUUCCGACCCCUGAAAGAAGGAGAAGAUUCACGCUUUAGUGAUCUGGUGCAUUUAGUAAAGCGUAGUUUCAAUACAAUGAAGGGAGUGGGAAAACCCCAUGAUAUGGAUAACAAUCACAUGUUAUCACUAAUAGAACAGAAAAUGUGUGUGGAAGAUAGAAAGAUUUGGGCUCGUGAGUUGGAAAGGAAUGAAAAGACAGCAAGCUUACAAGGUCUCAUUGCUUGGAUGGAGACGGAAAUGAGGUCGACGAUGCGUGCAACUGCUCCACUGAGAAAUCCGAGUCAGGGUUCGAGAUAUGUCAAUCAGCUAUCUGGAGGAAAACCACCAAAGUGUUGGAUCUGCGACAAUUCAACGCACUGGGUAGACCAAUGUGAAAAAUUUAAGUCCAUGAGUCCAGAGGACCGUUUGAAAACAGUAAGAGAAAACCACGCUUGUUUCAGUUGUCUUAAGAAGGCCGGACGUAAUCACAGAGCAUCAAACUGUAGCAGAAGGAAGCAGUGUACACAGAAAAUAAGUGGCGUUCAAUGUAAAUAUUAUCAUCAUAUUCUUUUGCAUCCUUCAAAUCCUGCAGCAUCAGUGGGUGUAGCAUCGGUAGAAAACAACACGGAAGCAAUGCUGCCAGUUAUAACAGUGAAGAUAUCUGGAAAGAACAAUCGACACAAACAAGGAAACAUUCUACUCGACUCUGGAGCACAAAUAAGUCUGAUUUGCACACGUACAGCAAAGAAUUUGGAUUUAAAGGGAAAGGAUGUUUCGAUAACUAUUAGAAAAGUGGGCGGUGAAGAAGAAGUGUUGGCGACAAAAGUAUAUCAAGUUCCCAUUACGUCAUUGGAGUCUGGUGCGAAGUUCACAGUCAAAGCUGUUGGAAUUCCACAUAUUAGCGAUGACAUUUCAAAUAUCAAUAUUGGUGAAAUGGCAAAAGGAAUUGGAAUCCCUGAAGUUAAAAUUUACCGAGAAUGUGGCCCAAUCGAUAUGCUUAUUGGGAUUGAUCACGCUUAUAUGCAUACUGGAGAUUCAAAGAAAGUCGGUAACGUUGUUGCGAGACAUUCACCUCUUGGUUGGAUUAUUUUUGGAGCGAUACCAGGCUUGCAGCAAACCAGUAGAAUAUUUCAUGUCCAGUAUACAAGACCUGUAGAUCUUACUGACUUUUGGACGAGCGAAGCAAUGGGAGUUAGUCAAUCAAAUAUUGAAAUGCCAAAGUUGAGCAAGAUCGAGCAAGAAAAAACCAAACUAAUCGAGCAAGGAUGCAAGCUAAUUGGAAAUAGAUGGGAAAUGGCAUACCCUUGGAAAACUGACCCCCAAACCCUUACCGACAACCGAGAACAAGCUGUGAAGAAGAUGGAAGCAACUGAAAAACGAUUGAAAGGGAAUCUACAGCAUGCAAAAGCAUAUCAAGAACAAAUGGAGCAGAUGGAAGAUCUCGGGUUUUCACGAAAGCUAACAGAAAAAGAAAUAAAUGAUUACAAAGGUCCCGUUCACUAUAUAGCUCACCAUGAAGUUGUUCGACAUGAUAAGAAGAGCACGCCAGUAAGAAUCGUAUUUAAUUCUUCAGCAAGAUACAAGGGACACUGUCUUAACGAUUGUUGGAUAAAAGGUCCUGACCUUUUGAACAGCAUGUUGGGAGUUAUCCUCAGAUUCAGAGAGCAACCGGUCGCUGUAAGCGGAGAUAUAUCAAAGAUGUAUCACAGAAUUGGAAUACCUGAAGAAGACCAGCAUGUACAUCGGUUUUUGUGGCGAGAUAUGGAUACAACUAGACCACCAGACACUUACGUAAAAACUGUGUUAACCUUUGGUGACAAACCAGCACCGGCAAUGGCACAAAUUGCAUUGAGAAAGACGGCAGACCAAGCAGAAAACGCUCAUCCAUAUGCAGCCGAAGUGUUGAAAAAGAAUACGUACAUGGAUGAUAUUUGUGAUUCCGUACCCAAUGUCGAAUGUGCCCAGCAACUGACGAAAGAUCUGGACGAAAUCUUAGAUAAAGGAGGCUUUAAAGUAAAAGAGUGGUUAUCGAACGAAAUUCUAGAGGAAAAUCUACCGUCUGAAGAAAGAUCAAGUGUUAAGUUUUUGGAAGGUGAAUCGGAAGAAAAGGUUCUAGGUGUUGUCUGGAACAAUAGUAAGGACGCUUUCACGUUUAAAUGUAAAGCUAAUGAGCUAUCUGUACCGUCACAAGAAAAUUCAAGCGAGUUGAAAUUAACGAAGAGAAAGAUCCUUAGUAAAGUGGCUCGUGUAUUUGAUCCAAUUGGAUUCGCAGCGGCGUUCCUGAUCCGUGCCAAAAUCGGUUUACAACGACUCUGGCAGUAAGGAUUAGAUUGGGACGAAGAACUUUCAUCUGAGUUUUCAAAGUGGUGGACUGAGUUUUUUGCAGAAAUCGAGGACUUGAAUAAUGUCUCGUUCCCAAGAAGUUUAACACCACCGGACACUAUUGGACUACCGACACUUUGUAUUUUUGCGGACGCGUCUCGAGAUGCAUUUGGAGCAUGUUCUUAUUUACGCUGGGAAAAGUCAAGUGGUAAUUAUGAAAGUCGAUUUAUAUCUGCUAAGUCGAGAGUUGCCCCUCUUAAAGAAUUGACAAUACCUCGUUUGGAGCUACAGGCAGCAGUUCUAGCUAGUCGAUUGUACAAGACCAUAAUAGAAGAAUGUCGUUUACAGUUCGAGAGAGUUAUUUUUUUUACGGACAGUAUGAUAGUCCUUACAUGGAUCCGUAGUCAGUCAAGAGAAUUCAAACCAUUUGUGUCGAGCAGGGUUGCGGAAAUUCAAACGAAUUGUGAUCCAUCGACAUGGAGACACAUACCAAGUGAGCACAAUGUAGCCGAUGAUUUAUCGAGAGGCAUUCCAGUGAAAGAACUAGAACACCGUUGGAAGAAUGGCCCAAAGUUCCUGAAUCAACCCAAAGAAGAAUGGCCUGAACAACCAGCUAUGCCAAUCGAUCCCGCGGAACUCGACAAAGAACGUCGAAAUACACAAGCAGCCUUUUCCUUAAGCACCGUACCGACAGUAAUUGUCCCAACGAAAUUUUCGAAGUGGAAGAGAUUGGUGAGAGUGACGGCGUGGAUCUUACGAUACAUACGAAAUCUACGAUUAAAAACGAAACCCGAAGAUAA